Messenger RNA from Epinephelus moara (kelp grouper), 4028 nucleotides. Its product is annotated as NLR family CARD domain-containing protein 3-like. NCBI's taxonomy places the organism in Eukaryota, Metazoa, Chordata, Actinopteri, Perciformes, Serranidae. The coding region runs from base 252 to 3647 and encodes 1131 amino acids. The transcript has 12 exons. The record is from RefSeq and is a predicted model, not a curated record. Gene Ontology annotation, molecular function: protein binding.
AAGGAAAUGUCUCCAGUCACACAGCUUUACCCUACUCACACAGCAGGCUGCAGACACAGUUUAACCACGUGACCCCCCCCAUCGGGCGUCAGAGCAUCACCUUACAUCACGGAAGACACCGACACCGUCUCAGCACCGUCUGUUACAGGGUGGAGUCGCUCAACAGGCUCGCGCUCUCAUUCUGCAGACAUCUGUCUCUCCUCCAGAUGGUGAUGGUCCAGUUUGAAACAAACUAAGGUCUUACCUUCAAAAUGGACACUGCUAAAGAGACUGAAAAUGAUCCUGACGGGUCGCAGAUGCCUCCAUUGUCCUGUCUGUCCAUGAAAAGUGGUGCCUCCAUGGAGUAUCCUCUGUGCUUCAGAAAACACGCUGCUGCUGCUGCUGCUGCUGCUGCUGGCUCAGCAGAUUUUGAUCAAUCAGGCCUCCCUGCCUCGUCCUGUCUGUCCUUGAAAAGUGAUGCUUCGAUGGAGUAUCCUCUGCACUUCAAAAUGGACACUGCUGAUGGCUCAGUUAAUUUUGACAAAUCAGACUUCCCUGCGUCGUCCUGUUUGUCCGUGAAAAGUGAUGCCUCCAUGGAGUAUCCUCUGCACUUUAAAAAAGACGCCACUGAUGGGGACCGACAGGAUGGUUCAGGAUCAACAGAGAUGGAUGGAAACACCAUAUUUAAACUGGUGGAAGAACACAGUAAGAAGAUUUUGCUACGUGAGCUGAACAGAUAUAAAAAGAUUCUCUUCCCACAUCUGUCACAACCUUCAGAGUGUGACCGGCAGGACGAAGACAGUUUGACGACUGAAAACAAAAAGGAAGACAGCAGUGCCAGUGAAGGAGCUCUGAAGAUCGCUCUACAUGUCUUAAAGGAAAUGAACCAAAGAGAACUCGCUAACCAACUGGAGAAGCACAUUUAUGGCGAGCUCGAUGUCUGCCAGCGCAGACUCCGACACAGACUGAAGAAGUUUGAAUACAUUUAUGAGGGCGUGGCUCAACAAGGCACCCAGACACUUCUCAACAAGGUGUACACUGAGCUCUACAUCACAGAGGGAGUCAGUGGGAUUGUUAAUAAUGAACAUGAGGUCCAGCAGAUCGAGGCUGCGACCAGAAGACGAACAGCAGAAGACAAGCCAAUCAAAUGUGAAGACAUCUUUAAGCCGCUGCUCGGACAGGACAGAUUCAUCAGAACCGUUCUGACUCAAGGAAUCGCUGGCAUCGGAAAAACCAUCUCUGUGCAGAAAUAUAACCUGGAGUGGGCAGAGGGAAGAGUUAACCAGGAUAUCCAGCUCCUGGUUAAUCUUCCAUUUCGGGAGCUGAAUCUCAUGAAGGAGCACCACUUCACACUGACGCAGCUUCUUCAUCAUUUUCUCACAGAAGCAAGAGAAACAGGGAUUUCAGAUUUUGGCAAAUACAAGCUGGUGCUGAUAUUUGAUGGGUUGGACGAGUGUCGGCUUCCCCUGGACUUUGACCACAAUGAGCCCUGCCGCAGUGCCUCAGAGCCAACUUCACUGGAUUCACUACUGACGGAUCUGAUCCGGGGGAACCUGCUGCCAUCUGCACACAUCUGGAUUACCUCCAGACCUGCGGCUGCCAAGCGCAUCCCGGUCGAUCUCGUCGACCGUGUGACAGAGAUACGAGGGUUCAACGACCCCCAGAAGGACGAGUACUUCAGGAAGAAGAUCCCUGAUGAAAUCAUGGCUGAGAGAGUCAUCUCACAUGUCAAGUCAACCAGGAGCCUCCAUAUAAUGUGUCACAUUCCCGUCUUCAGCUGGAUAUCUGCCACUGUUCUGCAGAGGAUCUUAGAAGAAACAGAAAAGAGGAAAGACGAUGAUGCAGGAGGAGAAAUGCCAAAGACUCUGACACAAAUGUACACGUAUUUCCUGGUUUACAACUUCAUGAUCAGAACACAGAAGUAUUCAGCAGCACAUGAUGCCUCUGAAACACAGUCCCAGGUGAAAAUGAACGAAGAAAUGGUCUUGAAGCUUGGAAAACUGGCCUUCGAGCACCUGAUGAAAGGCAACAUGAUCUUCUAUGAGAGUGAACUGAGCGAAUACAACAUCAACGUCACUGAUGCUGCGACAUAUUCAGGAGUGUUCACAGAGAUCUCAGAGCAUGACUUCGGACUUCAUCUGGGGAGGGUCUACUGCUUCGUCCAUCUCAGCAUUCAGGAGUUUUUUGCUGCGAUAUACAUUUUUCACAGAUUCAUCUGCUUCAAUCAGAACGUGCUGGAACGAGGCGAAGCCACCACUGUCCAGGAGGCUCCCAGCAAUGUGUCCAACCUUCUGAAGAGUGCAGUGGAUCAGGCCCUGCAGAGUGAGAACGGACACCUGGAUCUCUUCCUGCGUUUCCUUCUCGGCCUCUCACAAACAUCCAAUCAGACUCUGUUGAAGAGAGUUCUGACCACGAUGAGGAGCAGUUCGCCAAGAAACAAGGAAACUGCCGAGUACAUCAAAGAGAAGAUCCAGCAAAAUCCCUCUCCAGAGAGAUGCAUCAAUCUCUUCCACUGCCUCAGUGAGUUGAACGAUCAGUCUCUUGUGGAGGAAAUCCAGAACUACCUGAGCUCUGGGAGUUUGUCAGAGACGCAGCUGUCACCAUCACAGUGGUCUGCUCUUGUCUUUGUGCUGCUGACCUCAAAGGAAGAGUUGGAUGAGUUUGAAUUGAGGAAAUACUCAAGAUCAGAGGAGGGUCUUCUGAAGAUGUUACCAGUGAUCAAAGAAUCCAGAGUGGCCUUGCUUAAAGAAUGUAACCUCACAGAGAAAUGCUGCAGAGAACUUGGAGCCGUUCUGAGCAGCUCGUGUCUGAUGGAGUUGGACCUGAGUGACAAUGAACUGAAAGACUGUGGAGUAGAGCUGCUGUCUGCUGGACUGGCAAGUUCAACAUGUCGGCUGGAAAAACUGAGGCUGCCGUUCUGUGGGAUCACAGAGAUUGGUUGUAGCUUUUUGGCUGCAGCUCUGAGGUCCAACCCCGCCUACCUGAAGGAACUGGACCUGAGUUAUAAUCAUCCAGGCCAACAGGGGACGGAGCUGCUGUCCAGUUUACAGGAGGACAUUGAACAGCUCACUGUCAACUUGAACGACAAUGCAGAGUGCUACUUGAAGUCAGCUCUGAAGAAAUAUGCACAUGAGCUGACUUUGGAUCAGAAUACUGCCAAUUCACACCUGUCUUUCUCUGAAGACAACAAAAAAGUGAACCUGGUGGAAACAGCUCAGCCUUAUCCAGACAACCCAGAGAGAUUUUCAGAGUGGGCACAAGUUCUGAGUGAAGAGGGUCUUUCCUCUCGGUGCUACUGGGAGGUGGAGUGGACUGGGGAUAAGACAGGUAUAGGUGUGUCUUACAAAGGAAUCAAUAGGAAAGCAAAAGGUACUGAAGGUAUCUUUGGCUACAAUAAUCAGUCCUGGAGUUUGCGCUGCUGUCACGGUAAAUACACAGCCUGGCACAACAGCGAUGCGUCCACAGAUAUCCCCCGUGUCCUCGACUCCAAAAGGGUCGGUGUGUUCUUAGACUGGUCAGUUGGCACUCUGUCCUUCUACGCUGUAUCGUCAAACACCAUGACUCAUCUGCACACUUUCCACACUAAAUUCUCUGAGCCGGUGUAUCCAGGCUUCAGACUGAGCUACACAGACUCCUUCUUUAUUCUGUGCCAGCCUGAAUACUGUUAAAUACCCCAAAAUAUUCAGUGCACAUGUUCAUAAAAUAUGAACACAGAAUAAAUGAAGGCUGGGGAAAAAGCUUAUUGUGUAAAUAUUUUUUGGAAGAUAAAGGGAUUUUAGGGGGCUUUGUGUCUAACAUGCUGUUUGUUUGUAUUAUUAUUAUCUAUAUUAAGAUUUCCUAUCAAGUUAGAGUUCUGUAGCAGAGCUCUCUCUGGUGGCAAGUCACUCAGAAAGGUCUGCUGUACUGCACUUCUAUAUAUCUGCACUUAUAUAUAUCUGCACUUAUAUAUCUGCACUUCUAUAUAUCUGCACUUCUAUAUAUCUGCACUUCUAUAUCUGCACUUCUAUAUAUCUGCACUUCUAUAUCUGCACUUCUAUAUAUCUGCACUU